AAAGCAGAGACAUGUUACUCUUUACUCUCCGAGAAAUUUAAAGCAGAUAUGUCGUUGGCUUCUUGUUGGAGAUUCCCUCUCACACUAGUCCUAGUCCCAACGACACCGCGUUUCAAUCACAGACACCCAACUGGGUCAUCAUCUCGUCGCAGCAGAGCUCCUGCUCAAGCUCAACUAGAGCUUACAGUCCCUGAAGAUGGACCAAACGACGACAAGAAAGUGAAGAAGGUUGUCGUCGUUGGCUCUGGAUGGGCUGGCCUUGGCGCUGCCCACCACCUCUGCAACCAGCAGGGCAUUGAUGUUACUGUUCUUGAAACUACUGAUACUGGUCUUGAUGAUGUAGGUGUCCAUGGGUAUUGGUAUCCCUACCGGAACAUAUUCAGCCUUGUUGAUGAGCUUGAGAUUAAACCCUUCACUGACUGGACCAAGUUUGCGCAAUAUUCUGCAGAGGGAUUGGAGGUUGAAUUUCCGGUAUUUCAAGGGCUUCCUCAGUUGCCAACUCCUUUAGGAACCUUGUACUAUUCACAGUUUGUUCAGUUGCCAUUGGUUGAUAGAUUAACUGCACUUCCUUUAACAGCUGCAGUAAUCGACUUUGACAAUACUGAUACAGCUUGGAGAAAAUAUGAUUCAAUUACUGCAAGGGAACUCUUUAAGCAGUUUGGCUGCUCAGAAAAGCUUUAUCAGAAAGUCCUAGCACCAUUGCUUCAAGUGGGUCUGUUUGCACCAGCAGAACAAUGUAGUGCUGCUGCUACUCUCGGCUUGCUAUCCUACAUCCUUGCUCACCAGAAAGAUUUUGAUCUAGUAUUGUGCCGUGGAACAACUAGGGAAAAGAUCUUUAAGCCUUGGAUAGAGUCUAUGACAACCAAAGGUUGCAAGUUUGAGAAAGGUGCAAGGGUAACAGACCUUUUGCUUAAUGAGGAAACAGGUUGUAUUUCUGAAGUAGUUUGUGGCAAAGAGAUGUUUAGUGCUGAUGCUGUUGUCCUUGCUGUUGGAAUCUCCACACUUCAGAAACUUGUUGAAAAUAGUGCAGUGUUGUCUACAAGGGAGGAAUUUAUCAAGGUCUCGAACCUGGAUACCAUUGAUGUACUCUCUGUUAAGCUCUGGCUCGAUAGGAAGGUGAACAUUCCAAAUGCAAGCAAUGCUUGCUCGGGAUUUGAUAAUUCGUUUGGGUGGUCUUUCUUUGAUUUGAAUGCAAUUCAUGAUGACCACAAAGAUAGUACAGAAACAGUGCUACAAGCUGAUUUUUAUCGUGCCAAUGAACUGUUAGUUCUGACAGAUAAGCAAAUAGUUGCCAAGGUGACAUCUUACCUGUCAAACUGCAUCAAGGACUUCGAGAAUGCUACUGUGAAAAAUAAGGAGCUCGGAAGAUUUCCAAAAUCAUCAACUCAUUUCUUUCCAGGCUCAUAUAAGUACAUGAUUCGCGGGUCUACAUCUUUUCCAAACUUGUUCAUGGCUGGAGACUGGAUUAUAACUCGACAUGGUUCAUGGUCACAGGAGAAGUCUUAUGUCACCGGUCUAGAAGCUGCCAACCGUACAGUGGACUAUCUAGAAGAAGGAAGCUUUGCCAAAAUAAUACCUGUUGAGGAGGAUGAACCACAUAUUCAGACACUUCGUAGCUUAAACAGAAGUUUUAAUGAUAUCAAAGCCCAAUUACCGUUAUCUAGUUAUUUCCUCCAAUGA
Fragaria vesca subsp. vesca is the source of this 1680-nucleotide messenger RNA. Its product is annotated as phytoene dehydrogenase, chloroplastic/chromoplastic-like. Gene Ontology annotation, molecular function: oxidoreductase activity. NCBI's taxonomy places the organism in Eukaryota, Viridiplantae, Streptophyta, Magnoliopsida, Rosales, Rosaceae. The transcript is spliced from 12 exons. Bases 49 to 1680 code for a protein of 543 amino acids. The record is from RefSeq and is a predicted model, not a curated record.